AUGAUGAUGAGAACGCGACGAAAGACGAGGGAGAACGACGACGACGACGAGGAGGAGGAGGAAGACUAUUGGUAUCGCGCGCUUAAAAAUAAUAACAACAAGAAUAACAACAACACGAGUAACGACGAUGCCAAUACGAAUAUCGCAACUGGGCGUCUGCAACUCGCUUCUCUCGGUUUACGAAAGAUUCCCGAGAGUUUGUCCUCCUCGUUCGUGUUAGGUGUUGGCAAAAUUCAGAUUUUAGACGUGAGCGGGAACGUGUUCCGAGACGCGGUGCGUUUUUUUUCGUCUCCAAACGAUGCAUCCAAAUAUCCGCAAAGCUACUCGCGACGUAACCACUCGCUGCUAUCGAACGUGCGCUGCUUGAAUGUGUCAAAAAACAAGCACUUGACCGGGAUUCUGGAUUUACAUUUGUUCAAAAAUCUAAAGUAUUUGGACGCGAGCGAAACGAGGAUAGGGAAGAGCGUGAGGAGAGGAGAGACGGUGUUGCCGAAAAGGUUAGAGCGCGUGAAGUUGGACGCGUGCGGGUGGCUAGGCGGGGGCGAACUAGAAGAAAAGGAGAUUCAAGAGAUUGAACGUGAGAAUUUGUUUGCGAAGAGGGCGACGGGAGGAGAAAAGGCGAUUCUUUUGCCCAAUUUAACGCACGUUUCUCUGGAGAAUAACGGGUUAGGCCCGGACGUGCCAGAUUUAACGACGACUGGUUUGUUUGCUAACGCACAGUGCUUAAAUUUGAAGAAUAACGCGAUUUCGUCGUUGUCCAAAGCCCAAGAAAGGAUGCGGUACAUGGAAAGAUUGGAGACGAUUGACCUCUCCUCGAACGAUAUUUCCGUCGUCGCCGAGUUUCGGUUCCUCGGCGACGAAUGUUUCUUUCCACGUCUCGAGCACGUUUGUGUGGCGGAUAAUCCGCUCGUGCUGCGGUCGCAGCAUUACGAGUACGAUCACGUCGCCGCGAUCGCAUUUGCUUUCGGAAAAAAUAGACGAUUACAAUCCGUCGAUGGUGCGCCGGUGUCUUCAGAAAGCAGAGAGAUUGCGUCCACGAUGUUAUUUCGCGACGAUUCAGGAUUAGCCAUGAACGCGUUGUACGAAAAUCUAUACUUAAACGCGAGCGACGAAAACGCGCGAUUUUUGGGUAACUAUUUACGCGACGUGUGCGCGCGAUUUGACGCGGAACGUUGGAGAAAGAAGGAUCGUAAAGGACACGCGGGAGGAGGAAGGGGAAACGGGGAUGGGAAUGGACUCUUUAGCGUUUCGACGUUUGUGCCUUCUGAAAAAGUAGACGCGAACGGAGAAGCCCCUUCUUUUCCAGCGCGAGAACGUCAAACGCAAAUACUCGAGGACGUUUCGACGAUGCCUUCUUCCAGUUGGCGCAAGAACAGUGAUGUACCGCUCGAAGUAGCUGCUGAAACGUUCUCAACACCUGCCGCGAACAGAACGUUAAAGUUCAACUCGCCGUCUCCCACGCACGCGUCGUCACCAACUGCGCUUCGCUCUUCGUUGAAGAAGCAAAGAGCAAAGUCGCCGGCUUCAACAGGGGCGUCUCCGGUUUCAGAAGCAAAGACAAAUUCGACGCAAGCGAGCAGUUACAAGACGGCGCGAUCGGAAGACUUAUCGAGCGACGACGACGAUUUCAGCGCCUACUAUCACCGAAGUCCUUUGGAUGAGGAUAAGGAAGAAGCACACCUAGGAAACGUAAACGACUCGCGCCGAAAGGUGCACAAAAACCAAAGGAGAGCGGCGAGAAAAUCGGUCUCGUUCAAAGUCAUGCUCGAAGACGACGACGUCCUGGAAGAUUUCUACUCGCCGUCGGCACAUUUUCGUUCCUCGUACGAUCCCGCCACGGACGAAUAUAGCAAUCCGCAGUCCUCCCCAUACUCCUCAUCCGUAUCCGAAUCUCCCGUCGCGGACGAACUCCUCGAGGCAAAACGCGAGAUGCAUCGCGCCGUGCAAAGAGCAAUGGAAGACGCCACGCCGGAAAGAUUGCGAUUCGCUCGCAUUAAAGUUCGAAAGCUCGUGGAAAUGAAGCAGAAAGCGAUGCGGUAUUUCAACGCAAACGCGGCGCCCUCAUCGCCCCCUCAUCCUCGGGAGUUCUGA
Messenger RNA from Bathycoccus prasinos, 2091 nucleotides. RefSeq names its product Protein phosphatase 1, regulatory subunit, and related proteins (ISS). The transcript has a single exon. The coding region runs from base 1 to 2091 and encodes 696 amino acids. The record is from RefSeq and is a predicted model, not a curated record. Gene Ontology annotation, molecular function: protein binding. Lineage: Eukaryota; Viridiplantae; Chlorophyta; Mamiellophyceae; Mamiellales; Bathycoccaceae.